AUGACGUGUAAAUUCAAAGAUAAAGGGGUUCCCGGGAGGCCCAGGAAGCGCUUGCGACAGGACCAUCCAGAGGAUAGCUUCCAAAAUGAAGAUAAGCAGACAGAAUCCUCAAGUUCGUCAAGUCUUUCGCCUCACAGGCCUCGACCCGCUGUGCACUUUCCAGAAGCCGUCGACCCGUUACUCAGCGCGGAUGAGUUCCAGUCAUUGCCAUAUGAGAUUUCCGGAAAUUGUGGAUUUGACCCUUUGCAUUGGGAGAUGCUCGAGAACGGGAACAUUUUCUCUGCUCCACUGGAAACAUGGCAGAAUUUACAGCAGAGCGUAACAAAUGAGCUUGAAAUCCAGUCGACAGCCCUUGGUGCCUAUGCAUCUCCGGUUUCACUCUCCCAGUCGUGUAAAUGUGACGAAGAGGUAUCGAAAAUAAUCCGCAAUUUGAGUCGCACGAAUAUGUCGCAUGAUACCAUCAAUACGAUUCGCGCAGGGUUGUCUCUCACAGAAAGGCUUCUUACAUGUCUAAUAUGCUACGAUGUGUCGAAGCCGCCUCGAUUGACCGUUCAAAACGUGCUCCUGAUCGGGCAACUCAUGUUCGGAGUAACAGCCGGCUACCAGAAGUACCUCCGUUGGUUGAGAAAAUAUUGUUCCGAGCUUGAGAUGAGGAAUGAAACCGAGGCCAUCAAUCUAGAUGCAGGUCUUGGACUUCCACCAGGCCCCGGGUUACAAAUGAGUGGCGACAAGUUCUACGAACUCGUCACGCAUGGUCUACAGUCUGAUGCAAAACAUCUCUUAGUGCUAGGACAUAAGUUUGCAAUGCGGCAGCGCAAUCGGCAUUUGGUCGGCCACGAAAGUUGCCCCAGUCUAGAGGGUGGCUGCCGGAAGAAAGAAGACAUGAAUUACGAUCCGCUUGAUCUCUGUCCGCAAGACCCAGUGGCAAGGAAGUUAGUGCCUUGUUUUCGAAUCGUCGGGGAAGUUCGAGGAAUGAUCAAGGAUCUUGCAGUUGCCCUUGUAUAA
Messenger RNA from Penicillium antarcticum, 1005 nucleotides. RefSeq lists its product as uncharacterized. Lineage: Eukaryota; Fungi; Ascomycota; Eurotiomycetes; Eurotiales; Aspergillaceae. The record is from RefSeq and is a predicted model, not a curated record. Bases 1 to 1005 code for a protein of 334 amino acids. The transcript has a single exon.